AUGUUGAGAUCAAGAUAUGAGGAGAACGAAAACAUUCGUGUUACUAGUUCUUGUUGGUUGAGCAAACAAAAAAAGGAUGAUGUAUUAAUAAAAAAAAAAAAAAUAAGUUGGAAUAAUAAUAAUGAAAGAAUAUACACCGAUUUUAAUAUAUGCACAACCUCUAUUAUAAGUCCUAUAUUAAAAUUAAAGAACGAUUUAGAAUGUAUAAGUGAGAAUAAGAAAUUAAAUAGACAAAGAGAAAAUAGAUAUAUAUAUGAGGAAGAAGAAUUAUUAAAUAUAAAUAAUGAUGAUGAAAUAGUUUCUAUUUUAUUUAGAAGUAAAGCAUUUAAUGAGACAUGGUUAUAUAUAAAUAAUUAUAUGAAUUGUUUUAUAUAUAAUUAUUUGAGUAAUAUUAUAAAUAAAGAAAUAAAUUUAUUAAAUACAAUUUUAUGUUUAAAGGAUGAUAAAAUAUCAUUAUUAAUUCUAAAGACUCAGACUUGCCCUUUUUCUAAUCUAUUACAAUAUAAAAUUAUAUGUAACUAUUUGAAAUUAUUAAAUAGUUGUAAGAAAAUGAAAACGAAAAGACAAUAUAUACAUGAAACAAAACAGGAUGUAUAUGAUAGUAAUAAUAAUAAUAAUAAUAUGGAGAGCUAUAAUUAUAAUAUGACACUUAAAGAUAAUUAUAUCACACAUAAUAAUCAACAUAAUAAUGAUAAUAAUGAGAAGAAGACAUAUUCUUAUGAAUAUGAUAAUAAUAUAAAUAUUAGAUGUGAUAAUAAUAAAAAUCUUACAUGUGAUAAUAAUAUAAAUAUUAGAUGUGAUAAUAAUAAAAAUCUUACAUGUGAUAAUAAUAAAAAUCUUACAUGUGAUAAUAAUAUAAAUCUUAUAUAUGAUAAUCUUUCUUUUUAUCAUAAAAAUAGUCAUAAUCAACUAUUCAAAUAUACUAUGCUAAAAAAAGAAAAAAAAAUUAUAUCUUGUAUUAUUAAUGUAUAUUCUAAUGACACUGUAGAAAAUAUAAUUAUUCGAAUUAUAAAAAAAGUAAAUUCGAAUUUUUUUUUAAAAGUUGAUCGAAAUAAUAUGAAUGAAUUAUUUAAUCAGAUGUGUUGUCAAAAGAGCAAAAUAAAUGAGAAAAAAAAAAAAAAAAAAAAAAGUGUUUUAAUUAUUUUUAUUAAAGAUUAUUUAAAAUUAAAAUCUUCUAUAUUUAGUGCUUUUUUAUUAUAUCUAAUGCAUUUAAAAGAAAUUUAUUUAUUAAAUAUAAGUGUUAUCAUAACUAAUAAUUGUAUUUUGUCUGCUCUUAAUAAUAUGGAUUAUUUUAUAAAGAAAAAUAUCUAUGUGAAUAUAUUUAAUUUAUAUAUUAAUUAUUAUAAUUUAAUAGAUAAUAUUAUAUUUAAUCCUAUUUUUAACAAUGUCCUUUUUAAAUUAAAAGAAUAUUAUAUAAUCAUAGAUAAUUUACUCUUAUCAAAUAACAACAUAAAUUUUUUAAAAAUUAAAUAUUUCUUUUAUAUGUUUAUAAAAGAUUUUUAUGAUAAAAAACUCUUGUCCUUUCUAAAUAUACCUCUAUCAUAUUUUCUUCUUCAGAAUCAAAAUGGAAAUGAUGCAUUCAGUGAAUCUAAAAAAAAAGAAAAAAGAAAUAAAACAUACAAACAAAAUUUUAAUAUAUUUAAGAGUGAUAUAAUACUUUCUUUCAAUAUGAUAAAUAUUAAUGCCGUGUAUAAAACACUUGCAAUUUUAUUUUGUUCUAGUAAUUUUUUUAAAAAACACAUUAAUUAUUUGAAGAAUAAAAAUGGUUACAAUUAUAGAUAUGUGUUACAUAUGAUUGAUAUAUAUAAAAAUAAAAAUAAUAAAAUAAAAAAAAAUAAUAAUAAAAAAAACAAUAAUAAUAAUAAUAAAAAAAAUAAUAAUGUUAAUGUUUUUCAUGAUGAUAUAUUAUGCCAGGGGAAUGAUAACAGCCACAGUGAUAAUAUAAAAAUAAGAGAAAAAAAAGGAGAUACAAAUAAAUAUAAUAAUAAUAUGUUAUUAAAUAAAAAUAAAGAAUAUAAUAAUAAAAGGAAAAAUAAUUAUUUAGAAGAAUCUUGUGUAGAUGAAGAAGCAGUAAAGAAGAAGAAGAAAAAAACAGAAAAGAAACAUAUGGAAGAACAAAAUGAUAAUAAUAUAAAUAAUAAUAUAAAAAAAAAAAAAAAAAAAAUACCUUUAUAUAAUUGUAUAAAUGAUUUUGAUAUAAACAAUAUAAAUGAAAAUCAUUCAUUAUAUAUUAAUCAUAAUAAUGAUAGUGGUUGUGGUGGUGGUUGUGAUGAUGAUAAUAUAAUUAAAAAUAUAAGUUGUAUAAGUUGUAUAUCUUCAAAAUGUGAUAAAGAUAAAAUAUUGAAAUAUGACUCACUUUCUAGUUUCAACUCUUUCCUUUUAUUGUCAAAUGAUAAUAUAAAUAAAAAAUUAAAAAAUGAUCAAAAUUAUAAAAAUUAUUAUUUUCAAAGAUAUGCUGCAUUUAAUCUUUCUGAAUCUUUAACACCAAUAAAUAAAUUAUUGCAUAAAGAUUUUGAAGAUGAUUGUAAUAUUUUGAAGCAGUAUAUUAUUAAUAAUUUGUCUAGACAUAUGACAGAAGACCAUCAUAUGAAUCCUAUAAGUGUAAUUAAAAAAGAAUGGAAUGUCAACGAAUUUUUAUUAAUAUAUAAAUAUGAACGAAUGGUAAAUAGGUUGGAAGGAUAUAUGUCAAAUAUAAAGGUAGAUGUGAAGAAAAACAAAAAUAAAAUAAAUAAUAAAAUAAAUAAUAAAAUAAAUAAUAAUAAAAAAAAUAAUAAUAAUAAUAAUAAUAAUAAUAAUAUCAGUGAGAAGAAUAAGAAAGAUUCAUUUAAAAAACAAGAAAAUUUGCGUGACGACAAUGAUGUGAACGAAUCAGAAGAUGAAGAAAUAUAUAAUAUUAAAAAAAGUAUUUUUUUAUAUUAUUAUAAAUUAUUAAUCAGAUCUAUAAGUUUAAGAAUGAUUAAAUAUAUAUAUAGAAAAAAUAAAUAUAAUAUAUGUAUUAGCAUAAUUAAUAUUAUUUUAAAAAACAUACCUAUCUAUUCUUCGUUACGUAAAAGAAUUAAACUUAUAAGUGAGAUGUUUAAAAAGUAUGAACAGAAAUAUUUUAUUUAUAAUUAUAAUGAUCUAAAACAAGCUAAUGAUGAUAUAGAAAAGGAGAUGAAACAGACAUUAAAUACAAUAUGUGAUAUUCUAAUAAAUUUAUAUAUUAACAAAAUGAAUACAUUAAAAAAAAUAUUGAAUGAUAUCUAUCUUUUUAUAAAAGAUUUGUCUUAUAUAAAUAAUUUAGAAAAUUAUAUAUACAUACAAGAAAAAAUAAAAAAUAAUAAAAAUAAAAAAAAAAAUAUAUAUAUAUAUUAUAAUAAUACAUUAAAUAUGCCUCUCUUUGUCAACAAAUUAAAACUGUUGAAUGAUUUUCUAAAUUAUAAAAUUAACUUAAAUAACACAAAUCACAUGACAAAUAAAAACUCAUCCAUGGAUAUAAAAUAUCAUGAUAAUAAUAUGGAAAUAAAUAACGAGAGGUCACAUUAUAAAAAUGAAUCAAAUAAUAUAAAAAAUAACAUAAGCAAUUAUUAUAAAAAUAAGAGUAGUUGUUGCCUAACUCCAAAAAAAAUCAAUAAUUGCAAACAAAAUAUAAGAUAUGAAGAAGAUAAAGUGGUGGUCAUAGAAAAUAUUGAGGAUCAUCAAAAUGGAAUGAAUAAUAUAUUUGAAAAAAAUAAUUUAGAUAACAAAGGAACAGAUAAAAUAAAAAAAAAUGAAAAUAAUGAAUAUGAAAAUCAAAAUAAUAAUAUAAAAAAGGUUAUUGAAAAUAAUAAUAAUUUAUUAUCAUAUGAUGAUAUAUUUAAUAAUGAUUUACUAUUUAUAGAAUAUCUUUUAGUAUUUAUAUGUGAAUAUUUUUAUUUUCUAGUACUUCCAAGUAUAUUUUUAUUUCCCCUAUCUAAUGAAUUAAUAGCACAUGAACAUACAUCAGAUUUUUUUGACAUAUUAAAUGUGAAUCUUCAACAAAAAUUAUUAAAUGUAUUACAUUAUAAUAAGUUGCAAUUAAAUGAUAUAAAUAAUAUAAAUGAUAUCAAAACAAAUGAAAUGGCAAAACGUUUUAAUGAUAAUAUUUCUAAUAAUAAAGAAAAAUUAAACAAUAAAGAUUGUCAUACCUUAAACAAUUAUAUAGACACACAUAAUAAUUUUGAAAUGAAUCAUAUAUUUCAAAAUAUUUUAAAUAAAUCAAAAAUGGAAGAUCUAUUAAUUAUAUUUAAACUUAUAGAAAAUUAUAAUACUAAAUAUAUUAAUGUCUGUAGUAUGUUUGUUGAAUAUAUCAAUAUAAAAUAUCAUGCAAUGUAUAAAUGUGCUGAUGAUAAAAAUUAUAAUGAGGACACAAAAUGUUUAGAGGAUAAAAAGUUAAGAAAUGGUAGUUAUAAUUCAAAUUAUCGUAAUAAAAAUAAAAAAAAAAGUGCUAGCCAUUAUAAUAUAAUUAAAGAUGAAAUAAAAAAUGAAGGUGAAACAUUCCAAGAAUUAUUUUAUCAAUUUAUUAUUGCAUUAUUGUCACUUUUUUAUUUUAUAAAAUUAAUACAUAUACCAUCCUCAUUUCUUAAAGGUAAAGAAGAUCCAGAAGACUCAUUUAAUAAAAUAGAAAAUACGAAUAAUGUAAAUAUAUAUUUUGAUCAAGAAAAUAAUAAUUUUAAUGAUGAUAUAAAUGACAAAUAUUUCCCUGAACAAAUAACACAAAGCAAAAAAAAAUUAAAAACAUCAGAAAAUAUUGAAGAUAUGUCAACAAAUGAACAAGAAAUAGAAGAAACCCUUUUAUCAAAUAAUAUUGAAAAGUCUUUACCACAAAAAUAUGAUGAUAAUAUUAAUUCAACAAAUGAUUUAGCAUAUAAAAAAUAUAUACUAGAUAUAUUAAGUAAUAUAAAUAUAAAAAAAUUAAUAUUUGGCAAGGCAUACAUGUAA
This is a messenger RNA of Plasmodium gaboni, 4938 nucleotides long. RefSeq lists its product as hypothetical. Lineage: Eukaryota; Apicomplexa; Aconoidasida; Haemosporida; Plasmodiidae. The coding region runs from base 1 to 4938 and encodes 1645 amino acids. Gene Ontology annotation, molecular function: translation initiation factor activity. The transcript has a single exon. The record is from RefSeq and is a predicted model, not a curated record.